This is a messenger RNA of Pelobates cultripes (western spadefoot toad), 152 nucleotides long. The record is from the annotation of a GenBank genome assembly. NCBI's taxonomy places the organism in Eukaryota, Metazoa, Chordata, Amphibia, Anura, Pelobatidae.
AUUGAUUUUACUCAUGUACCCAAAAUUGGUAAGAAACAGCAAUACUUACUGGUCACAGUUGAUCAGUUUAGUAGAUGGCCCGAGGCCUUUGUGACAUCUAGGGAAGAUGCUAGGACUGUAGUGAAGAUUCUUGCUACUGAAAUUAUUCCCAG